AUGCAGUACAAGAGAAUACGCGUGACAACCGUGUCUCGAGAGCGUCCCAAAACCGCAUAUGCCCGUAAAAUUAAAUUGGAAUACCCAUCAAUGCCAGUUGAUGUUGGCGGCUUCACUGCCUACGGUGGCGGUCAUAACCAAUGCUAUCUUGGACAAGCGACCAUUGACAUCCCUCUUCCCUCAUCCCGGGAGUCAUCUAUCAACGACAUUCCCCAUCCCACUGGUGCAAGCUUCGACUCAUCACCAUCGAUUAACAGUGUCACGUCCCUAAUACAUUAUACGAGUUACGUCUGUCUGUCGCCGCCACCUCGCUACCUACCCCGCUUCGCUGUUCCUGCUAUUUGCUAUUUCUGA
Messenger RNA from Cyclocybe aegerita, 354 nucleotides. Lineage: Eukaryota; Fungi; Basidiomycota; Agaricomycetes; Agaricales; Hemipholiotaceae. The record is from the annotation of a GenBank genome assembly.